AUGGUCGAUGAUGAAGGUGAGCUAGUAUAUUAUGCUUUCUAUAAAGAUAUUGAACCAGUCAAUGCAGCUAAGGCAUUAAAGGAAUCAAAUUGGAUGAAAGCUAUAGAUGAGGAAGUGAAGUCCAUCAAAGUCAACAACACUUGGUCACUUGUCAAGUCAUCUCAAGACAAUAAGACAAUCCAUAUGAAGUGGGUAUACAAGUUGAAUUUGAAUCCCAUAGGAGAAGUAACUCGACAUAAGGCAAAACUUGUGGCGAAAGGAUUUCUUCAAAAAGAAGGAAUCGACUUUGACAAAUAUAUUGCACCUAUUGCUAGGAUCGAAACAAUUAGGUUGGUUGUUGGUUCUGAAUCUGAUGAAAGGCGUGGCCAAUACAUCAGCAGAUACCAAGUUCCGCAUCUGCGCUACAUAAUAUCUAAUGAACAAUAG
Molecule: messenger RNA, 426 nt
Organism: Vicia villosa (hairy vetch)
Lineage: Eukaryota; Viridiplantae; Streptophyta; Magnoliopsida; Fabales; Fabaceae
Exons: 2
Coding region: 1-426 (141 amino acids)
Source: RefSeq, a predicted model, not a curated record